AUGGUUGACGGCUUCAAACCGAGACGAUCUAAUAGACUGAAACAUUUGCCGAAAGUUGAUUACUGCGAGAACAAGACGGCGGAUGGGAAACGGAAAAGGGGAGCAUUAGACGAAGAAGACGAGUAUACGCCGUCCCGGGAAGGCACACCGGAGAAUCAGAGGAUUCCAACACGCGCGCCGGAGAAUCAGAGGUCUCCAUCACGGAGAGUGAUACGCAAGACCUGCAUCACAAGGAGUUCACGACAGCGCGCCAUCGAUGCGUCUCAGAAUGAGGGUGCCUGCAUCAUAUCAGGCAUAAAAGACAAAUCCGUUCAGCAAUGCCAUGUGUUGCCACGGGCCACAAAGCCGGAUGUGCUCACGGCUCUGGAGUGGUGGUGGGACAUCAAAGAGCUCAGCGUGGAUUCACGCCACAAUCAGGUUUUCCGUGCGUCUUCUUUCCAGGACGCAUGCCGAUACGCGUGGACUUACUUGCAUACAGUCCGUGCCGAUCUCCAUGCAUUGUGGGAUCGUGGAUACAUUGCGAUCAUGCCAAUGCCUGACGUGACGAAGGAAUACUUGGCUAAGUGGCAGGAUGGUGACAGACACAAGGUUCUGGAGGAUAGCGACGAAGCCAAGAUCCACGAGUACUGUGUGAUUCCUCACCCAGACCUUGUGGCCGGUGCACCUGCCCCUGGCAACUCUCCGAUCUGCGAAGGGUUCACCUACAGAUUCGACAAGGUUGGGAUCAUCCGGUCCCAUGCGAAGCCGCACUUCAUGGCCUUGAACGCGGCCAUGAAGCUCAAGGAGAACAAGGAACUAUGGGUGGAGGCGCUGACGGCGUUCUGCAAGAGAAUUGAGCUCGAAGUCGACGCAUCCAGCUUCGUGGAGGAUGUCCUGACCUUGUCUGACGUGUGGACUGCGCCACCACCCGGGGACGCAGAGUUGAUCAUGAAGGAGGAAAAGGAGCAAGCGGCAGAGGAAGCAUCCAGUCUUCUCGACACGGUUUCUACAGGCGAAGCAGUGACGCCAAAACACCCCAAAGCUCCUGUGGGUCCAGAAGCUUUGGAUCAGGACAAACACCCCAAGGCGAAGGCCCCAAAGCCUGAAGGCGAACCGUGCGGUAGCAAUCUGAAGUUGUAUGCUGCCCAUUUGGCGCCUACUGGAUCGCGGUGCUUGCUUAGUCUUCAGGAUGACAAGUCAGUCCAAGGGUGUCACGUUGUCCCCCGAAGAACCGACGAUCGUAGAUGUGCGAGAGUGGCGGCGUGGUGGGGGCUUGAUGAAUUUGACGUCGACUCCCCAUUCAAUAUCUUCUUAUUGAGAGCCGAUAUCCACUGCUUGUGGGACCAAGGGCAUCUCAUGUUCGUGCCUGAGCCUCACAUUAUCGACAGUUAUCUCGCACGAUCUGUUGUCCCCAUAGGUGGAGCUUCGUCGCUAGCCGAGCUAUUUGCAGCGUCCGAUGUCCCCGUCUACAGAUAUUGUGUCGUUGCCCAUCGCGACCUUCCAGAUACAGAGGAAAAAGCUGCGUUUCCGAGGGAUGUCAAGACCUUAGCCUAUGUGGAAUCUCCAGUUCCUCCCCAAUUCGUUAUAUACAAUGCGGGGUUGAUGCUAUCGAAGAGUGGACUAGAGGGAUUCCGAAUGGCUCUAGAUGCUUUCUACAAGCGCCACGGAAUCGACUAUGAAGCGAUCGACGUUCUCCGUAAUAUGCUGGCUCUCUUCCAACGAUACACAAACAAAAAGCCAGACAGCACACUUUUGCAUCCCAUUACCCAAGGUGACCUUUCGCUCUAG
Postia placenta MAD-698-R-SB12 is the source of this 1767-nucleotide messenger RNA. RefSeq lists its product as hypothetical. The transcript has 9 exons. Bases 1 to 1767 code for a protein of 588 amino acids. The record is from RefSeq and is a predicted model, not a curated record. Lineage: Eukaryota; Fungi; Basidiomycota; Agaricomycetes; Polyporales; Adustoporiaceae.